Messenger RNA from Pocillopora damicornis (cauliflower coral), 1128 nucleotides. RefSeq names its product macrophage migration inhibitory factor homolog. The record is from RefSeq and is a predicted model, not a curated record. NCBI's taxonomy places the organism in Eukaryota, Metazoa, Cnidaria, Anthozoa, Scleractinia, Pocilloporidae. Gene Ontology annotation, molecular function: phenylpyruvate tautomerase activity.
AGUGUCCAUACCUGUCUCUUAUGGUACUUUGGACCUAAGAUUUAGAGUUGACAUGAUCAUCACCACUGACGUAUCGACAUAUCAGCUGAGACGCUUAGUUUACUUCCUCCCCUGCCCCCUUUACUGUUGGUCUGCAAGAUUACAAGGACACUUUGGAAAUAAACUAUAUCGGAAAGGCGAAAGGGACGAAAGGACAUCAUAACCGUUGUUCCGGAGAAGGGACUUGACUACUUACGUCUGGAAGUGAAGAUUAGACGAACUGUUUAGUUGCCGUUAAGAACUAAGGACAGUUAAAUUGUCUUACAUGACAUAUACUCUCCUUUCGGUGUCUGUUACUUUUUGGUGUCACGCGAAGGAGACAGUUUACUUCAGAGAAAACCUUCUUUGAUUCAAGAUGCCUUUUUUCGAUCUGAAAACAAAUGUUAAGGAUGUUCCAGCCGAGUUUCAUAAGGAGACCACAGACCUUAUCGCAAAUCUUCUUGGAAAACCAAAUUCUGUGGUUGGAGUGAAUGUUGAUGCUGGUGCAAGAUAUACAUUUGGAGGGACUGAAGAUCCAGCUGGAGUUGUUAAUAUCUAUUCUGCAGGAAGUCUAGCAGCUGAUAAAAACAAUUCCUCUGCUAAAGUAAUUUCUGAACACCUUCAGAAACAUUUCAACAUCCCAAGUGGCAGGCUUCUCAUCUUUUUCCAUGAUAUGCCAAGAACCCAUGUAGGUUUUAAUGGAAAAACCUUGGCAAGCUAAAAUCAUUCGUCUCUUAUAAACUGAUGAAAGAAAUAAUAGGUCUUGUACUUGUAAUUUUAGUAAACAUCAUAGUAGACUACAAGCAGUCUCUCCUUUUUAGGUGAAGUCUGUUGUGUGACUAAAAACAAAUCAGUUAAAAGAGAUUGAUGUUAGAGCACCGUGCGAAACUCUGGAAGUCUGGUGCAUGAAAAGUAGGGACUACACACUGAGCCUGAGAUCUCCACCAACUUUUUCAUGUGCCUCACUCCCUAUGUUCUGCAUAACAUGCUACACGACAUUUUUUCACUGAGUUUUUUUUUAAUUGCACAACAGACUUUGCUGGAAAGCAAGGACUACUUGUACCUGAACAUCAAAGGAGGAAACAGACAAAAUAAAAGGCAACAAAAACA